AUGACUCCUGAAGCAAUUGACUUGACUGGCGCCUCGCCACUGACAGCAGGCAUACCGCCUCCUGUGAUGAAAAGAGAACAACCUCUACCACUAGCUACUGUCCCUCGAGAACAGACAUCGAAACAGAGCGCCUACUUUCUGUAUAAGAAGGAGUGUCGCCUGGCCUGGAUCAAGUACCUGGGCCUCCUAGGAAGGGUCAAACUCCGCGAGGGACUUGACGGGCUCCCAUUUUUCACGGGAUGCCCCCUGAGCUCCUGA
Messenger RNA from Fusarium verticillioides 7600, 258 nucleotides. RefSeq lists its product as hypothetical. The transcript has 2 exons. NCBI's taxonomy places the organism in Eukaryota, Fungi, Ascomycota, Sordariomycetes, Hypocreales, Nectriaceae. The coding region runs from base 1 to 258 and encodes 85 amino acids. The record is from RefSeq and is a predicted model, not a curated record.